Messenger RNA from Arctia plantaginis, 300 nucleotides. The record is from the annotation of a GenBank genome assembly. Lineage: Eukaryota; Metazoa; Arthropoda; Insecta; Lepidoptera; Erebidae.
AUGUGGGUUAGAAUAGUUCAAACAUUCGUUUACUAUACGAUUUUAGUGUUUCUUCAAUUGUGUUUAGUGCAAUGCCACGUACCUAACUAUAUAUCUACACCGUCAAGUAAGGUGGAACAACACUGUAUUUUAUCAGAAUCAUGCGUCCACGAUACAAUAGCUGUAUGUGGCCUCAAUGGAGAUAAAAAGAGAAGCUUCCUUGAUCUGUGUGACAUGCUGGAGUUUACCUGUGACACAAACCAAAUAUAUGUACAUAUUGAUGAUGAAGCAGGAUGCCCGACAGAAAGACCUAGAAAAUGA